This is a messenger RNA of Conger conger (European conger), 6115 nucleotides long. It is a transcript of the gene tut7, whose product is annotated as terminal uridylyl transferase 7. The coding region runs from base 901 to 4896 and encodes 1331 amino acids. Lineage: Eukaryota; Metazoa; Chordata; Actinopteri; Anguilliformes; Congridae. Gene Ontology annotation, molecular function: zinc ion binding; nucleic acid binding; RNA uridylyltransferase activity. The transcript has 28 exons. The record is from RefSeq and is a predicted model, not a curated record.
UUUACGACAUAUCGCAAACAUACACAGCAAUGUCAUGUCAUGGUUUACUGCUAAUGGCUAUUUUUGAUUUUGUUAUUUUUUGUCUUGGAUAAACCGUAAACGAAAAGCCAAUAAUAUUAUAGUACCCAACGCAAAGACUACUAGCUAGCUACUUGACUGGGAAAACUUGAUUAAAUUUGUGUGUUUCGAGCAGUUGAGCGAGCAAAGACGCUGACAAUCUUUAACCAGCCUGUUUCUGGUAACUAGCGUUAGCUAUAUUUAGCUUGUUAGCCCAAGCUCCAUAGCCGUGCAGAUAGAGCUCGAGAGCGGUGCUUUGGCUUGUCAAUUGCCGUAUGGAUUGAGGUCGGACGCUACGCUACUUGUUGAGACGCGCUGCAAGCUAACUUGUUAGCUAACAUACUAGGUAGAAGGCUGCAUCUGACUAGCUGUGCGAAUUGGUCUCAUUGAAACACAGAAUAAUUUGUGCUAGCUAGCUGUUUGUAGAGUCGCGGCUAGCGAGAAGGGGGUCUGAUACCCAUCUAGCUAACCAUGCUAUGUUAUUGUUAGCCUCCUAGCUAUCCAUUUUACGGAUUGAUUAGUUGGAUACCGUUGGUCAACAUAAAGUGCGAUGUUGACCACAGCCAACUGUUAUAUUGCAAACUAGUUAGCUAACAUGAACAUUUAUUAAUUUUUUUUCAUUCGUGAAAUAAGUCGCUGUGCACUUUAUUUGACAGUUGUCGAACGUUACUUUACAUGGUAACUUUGCAUCUGAUGCUAUUUCAUAGUUUAUAGUUUGUUUCAGGUUAACUAGCUAGUUAACGUUGCAUUGGAUUUUAUUUUCCGGAUGUAAAAUCAUCGACGCCAGUGUUUUUGUCAUUAUUGUUUACUAUCCGUGAAUCUUAGGCUUAGUUAACAGAUCCAAUGGAAGAAAUAACCGUAGGUAGGAACCGCCACACCAAGCAGCGCAAGGAGCGGGGCAAGGUGGCGGACGAGGCCGAGACAUGGAGGACUCAAAGGCGCAUGGACGCGCCCGAGUAUGGAAAGGGCUACGGCUCUACACCUGAGCGAGGCUUUUCCCGUAAGAGGGGUGGUGCGGGCGGCUUUAGUCUCAGUCCUAGGAGAGGAGGCUAUGGACCGCUGAGUGUCAGCCCUGGACAGCGGCCUCCUGGCGAGUUUAUGGACGGGUUCAGGAAGUUCCCCACUCCUGAGAGCCGCCAGGGCCCAGAGGAGAACUGGAGAGACCGCACGUUUGUGUCGGACAACCACAGGAAAAAGGCCUUUUUCAAGGAGGAAGGGGAGCAGCAUGCUGCCAGGUUGGAGUCCACCAUGGAGCCGGCCAACCAGGAGACACCCAGCUCUACCGGAUCAGGCGGGCGCAGGCUUCGGCAGCGGGACCGGAGGAGGGUGCAGGGGGAGCAGGACGCCCCGGUGAUUGACGAGUCUGCGCUCAGCGAGGAGCAGCUGCUGGCGCUCAGGCAGGCUGAGAGUCGCAUCGGCCGGGAGUACGUCUACCGCCUGGAGAAGCGGUCCCGGAGCAGUCCCAAUGCCAGGUACAGGUGUUCCCUCUGUGAGCUGCUGCUGGACUCGGUCCCUGCCGCCCACAAACACAUCCGGGAGAAGUGGCACAAGAAGAGGGUCCGGGAGAGGCGGGAGGAGCUGAUGCUGGCGGAGAUCUUGCCCCCCACGGAGCUGCAGGUUGGAGCCGUGGAGGUGGCCCUGGAGCAGGAGGUGCUGGCGGUCGGGCUGAGUGAGGAGGAUGUGAAGACGAGGCGCCACAUCCUGUCUUCCAUGCAGGAGGUGAUCAGAGCCACACUGCCAGAUUGUUCGUUGAGGUUAUAUGGAUCUUCUUGCACUAAAUUUGGUUUCAAGGACUCAGAUGUCAACAUAGAUAUCCAGUUUCCUUCCCACAUGCAUCAGCCAGAUGUGCUUCUCAUGGUCCAGGACAGUCUCUCUAACAGCUCCCUGUACAGAGACCUCCAGGCUGAUUUCCACGCCCGGGUCCCUGUGCUCAUCUGCCAAGAAAAGGCCAGCGGGCUCAUCUGUAAGGUGAGCGCCGGAAACGAAAACGCCUACCUGACGACCACGUACCUGUCCGCGCUGGUCGAGCAGGAGCCCCGCCUCCUGCCGCUGGUGGUCAGCCUCCGACGCUGGGCACAGAUCUGCCACGUGGACCAGCCAGAGGAGGGGGGCCUGCCCCCAUACGUCCUGGCCCUCAUGGUCAUCUACUUCCUGCAGCAGCGCAGAGAACCUGUCCUGCCCGCCUACCUGGGCACCUGGAUUAAGGAGUUCUCUCUGAGCAGGCUGGGGGAUUUCAGACUGACAGGGCUAGAGGCGGGCUCUGUGCUGUGGGAGUAUUGCCCCGCCCCUGAGCAGGCCACGCCCCCCACAGAGCGCUGCUUCAGACAGGACAAGGCACCCCUGCUCUUCCCAGCUGAGAGGCGGACCUCCGUCAGGGUGGGGCAGCUGUGGCUGGAGAUGCUGCGUUUCUAUUCGCUGGAGUACCACAUGGCCGGUCACGUGAUCAGCGUCCGCACCGACUGCCUGCUGACCCGCGAGGCUCGAGACUGGCCCAAAAACAGGAUCGCCAUCGAGGAUCCGUUUUCGGUGAAGAGGAACGUGGCCGGAACAGUGAACAGCCAGCUGAUGUUCAGCUAUAUCCUCCACUGCCUGAAAGCCACCUACAAGUACUUCGGCCUGCCCCACCCCGCCAAUCACAAGCCGCUCUCGCAGCGGCGGGCCAAUCGCGGGGCGGAGGGCGUGGCCCUGUGCGAGGAGGGCCCGGACGACCUGGGGCUGGGCGGCCUGGCGGUGACGUCAGACGACGGCGGGGGGGCCGGCCGCGGCUCGGACUGCGUGAUCGAGGAGGAGGUGAUCGAGGAGGAGGUGAUCGAGGAGACGGAGGAGAGCGAGGACGUGGACCCCACACACCUCCCCUACUUCCCGCAGGAGGCGGAGCCCGAGAGCCUGUCGGACUCCGAGGGGCCCGCGCCCGAGCGGGACAGCGAGGACCGGCCGGGGAACCGGCCGGACGAGGAGGAGGAGGAGGAGGAGGAGGAGGAAGAUGAGGAGGAAGGAGGAGGAGGAGUGGCGUUUCGGCAGUGCCUCUUGGACAGCCUCAGUCCCGAGGAGAUGUUCCCCCUGGACACUGUGUCAGCGGAGGAGCUGCUUUCCGAGGGGGAGGGGCCGGGGGACACGCCCAGCUCGGUCGGGGAGGAGGAGCCAGGCCCCCAGCCGGCCACUCCCGGCUCUUCCGCCGGGGAAAACGGGCGGCCCGAGAACGAAGGCCACGCCCCCGGCAGUCUGCACUACGAGUUCAGCAAGCUGGCCUUCACCCGGGGAAAGUCCCACACUCUGGUGUGCAGCCUUUGUAAGCGUGAUGGACACUUGAAGCGAGACUGUCCUGAAGAUUUCAAGAGGGUUGAGCUGGACUCUCUGCCUCCCAUGACGCCAAAAUUCCUUAAAAUACUGAACGAAGUUUGUGUUCAGUGCUACAGCGAUUUUGCUCCAGAUGAGCUGGAGGAGCGGGUUCGAGAGCACAUCCUGCAGGACCUGGAGAAGCACAUCAGAUUCCAGUUUGAAGGAGCCAAGCUGAGGCUGUUUGGUUCUUCAAAGAACGGCUUUGGGUUUAAGCAGAGCGACCUGGACAUCUGCAUGGUCCUGGAGGGUCGAGAGAGUGUCGAGGGAUUGGACUGCAUUGCCAUCAUAGACAGCCUGGCCAGGGACCUGAAGAAGCACCCAGGCUUGCGCAACAUCCUGCCCAUCACCACAGCCAAAGUGCCCAUCGUGAAGUUCUUCCAUGUGAGGACCGGUCUAGAGGGAGACAUCAGCCUCUACAACACCCUGGCUCUGCACAACACACAGCUCCUGGCGUCCUAUGCCGCCAUUGAUCCGCGGGUCAAACAGCUCUGCUACGUCAUGAAGGUGUUCUCCAAGGUGUGCGAUAUUGGGGAUGCAUCGCGGGGAAGCCUGUCCUCCUACGCCUACACCCUGAUGGUGCUGUACUUCCUACAACAGAGAGACCCGCCCGUCAUACCUGUCCUGCAAGAGAUUCACGAUGGGGAUAAGAAGCCGGAGGUGAUGGUUGACGGAUGGAAUGUUUAUUUCUUCAACAACCUGGAAGAUCUGCCCAGUCGGUGGCCUGCAUACAGGACAAACACGGAGAGCGUGGGGCAGCUGUGGUUGGGUUUGCUGUGCUUCUACACGGAGGAGUUUGACUUCAGGGAGCACGUGGUCUGCAUCCGCCGCAGGCUUCCGCUCACCACCUUCAAAAAGCAGUGGACCUCCAAAUACAUCGCCAUUGAAGAUCCUUUUGACCUGAACCAUAACCUGGGGGCAGGUCUCUCCAGGAGGAUGACCAAUUUCAUCAUGAAGGCCUUCAUCAAUGGAAGAAGAGUAUUUGGCUCUCCAGUGAAGGGUUUCCCCCCGGAGUACCCCUCCAUAAUGGAGUACUUCUUCGACCCGGAGGUGCUGACAGAGGGCGAGCUGGCUCCAAACGACCGCUGCUGUCGAAUCUGUGGGAAGAUUGGCCACUUCAUGAAGGACUGUCCACUACGCAGGAAAGUCCGGCCGCGGCGGGGCCAGGAGGACGGGCGGUGGCAGGGUGAGCAGGAGCCCCAGGACCACGCCCUGCAGCAGACAGACAGACGGAGGCAGGAGGACUGGGACACCAGAGAGAGGCGCUGUUUCCUCUGCGGCUCCCACGCCCAUAUCAAGAAGGAAUGUCCCCAACAAAGGAACCCUACAGGGACACCUUUCUCCCCUUCUGCUCCCAGUCAUCUAAAGAACCACAGAGACAAACGGGGCUCGCCUCAGCAGGAGGAAAAGAAGCAGGUGAUUUUGAGCCCUGCAGCAGGUAGUCUUGUGAGCAGGAAUAUGACUCAGGGAAGAACCUGGCAGAAGAAAAGCAGCCAGCACUAAGAGUAGCAGGAGGAGCAGAAGGAGGAGCAGAAGGAGGAGGAAGAGGAGAAGGAGCUCCACUUGGUUCUCUGUGCUGCAGGGAGACGCAGGUCUUCCAGUCCUCCACACUGAAACUGACACUGAGCCAAAGGUGUUGAUGUUUUUUUUUUUUUUUAACUCCUUUCAGUGGUGGUUUUUAUUCGCCAUCAGUGUUUUAAACCAAAGCCAUUGUUGUGCGUUUAUUUUGUUAAUUAAAUUGUCUUUUUUUUUUACGCAACAAUUGGUUAUUUUAUUUGAUUUCUUUGCACUGUGAAACUGCAUUCAUGUCCAGCAGGCACAGUAGCUUAAGUUUUGAAAGUGGAACAGCGUGUGAUGACAUGAGCUUGCAGGUCUAAGGCAUUUCUGUUGAGCGAUGGUGUGCUGUCAGAACAGGGCCGUGUCCUUUUGACUUUUGAAUAUGCGCAAGUAAUAAUCUGUUUUCCAAUAAUCAAUUCUUCAAUAUUCUGCUUCUCAAAAAAAACAUACAGUAUAAACAUAAUUAAACCACAGGUCCCCAAAACACUUGCACGCACACACACACGCAAUUAAUUCCUUUGGCCUGGCACUGUGGUCCACUAGCUGAGAGUGUGAUUGAGUGUUUGUGAACGCUUGCUUGUGCAAAAACCAAAUUAAGGAAUUAAUUCAAGUUGCUUUUCUGUACAUGAAGUAAAUUGUUGCUGGUAUCCAAAAAACUAGUUUUGCACAUGGUCUGAGAACAUUAAUACCCUUAUGGAAAUGGAAUAUUCUGCAAUAUAUUGAAGUAAACUUUGUCAUGAUCAGAACAAGAUACUGCAACAUUUCAAAAAUGUGCAUAAAUAUACGAAGAAUUGGCAUUUUCAGAUAUUGCUAAAAUGUUUUUUUUAAAUGUAUAGAUGUGGAAUAUGUCAUUUUCCAAAAAGUCAAUUUUAUAUGUUUUAUAUAUCGGUGUAUUCAAAUUCCAUAAGGGUGUUUUUUUUAUUUCUUUAAUUUAGUUAUUGUGUCAAAUGUUUAGGUGUGUUUCAAAUAAACAUUUUAAUGUCUGAUACCAGGAAUAUUGAUUUAAUUCAAAAGCGCACAGCCCUAACUGUGAGUUUGUUUUGCUGGAUGACGUUAUGGCCUCUGUGCUUUGGGUAACGAGGAGGGGCUCAAGCUCAUUUUGCUGCUAUAACUGAAUCUACUGUCUGCCAAACCUGCCCCGGAAAUAAAAGCUGUUAAAAACCUA